Molecule: messenger RNA, 4052 nt
Organism: Ceratina calcarata
Lineage: Eukaryota; Metazoa; Arthropoda; Insecta; Hymenoptera; Apidae
Gene: Ctr9
Product: RNA polymerase-associated protein Ctr9
Exons: 7
Coding region: 61-3957 (1298 amino acids)
Biological process (GO): transcription elongation by RNA polymerase II; regulation of DNA-templated transcription
Cellular component (GO): Cdc73/Paf1 complex
Molecular function (GO): RNA polymerase II complex binding
Source: RefSeq, a predicted model, not a curated record
CAUCUGUCGGCAGAUAGUCUGAAGGAAGAACGCGUGGGUGAAGUCAGUGAUGAUGCCACAAUGGCGGGCUCCAUAGAGAUCCCACUUCGUGACACAGACGAGGUAAUCGACCUUGACCUCGAUCAAUUACCAGACGGUGAUGAAGUUCUUAGCAUUUUACGGCAAGAACAUGCACAACUUAAUAUUUGGGUCAAUUUGGCUCUUGAAUUCUAUAAGCAACACAAAAUUGAAGACUUCAUUAAGAUACUUGAAUCUUCUCGGAUUGAUGCUAAUAUUGAUUACCGCGACUAUGAGAAAGAUCAGAUGCGUGCGCUCGAUAUGUUGGCUGCAUAUUAUGUGCAGGAAGCCAAUAGGGAGAAGAAUAAAGACAAGAAAAGAGAUCUGUUUACUAAAGCAACUCUGCUGUAUACAACAGCAGACAAGAUCAUCAUGUACGACCAGAAUCAUCUACUUGGGAGAGCGUAUUUCUGUCUCUUGGAAGGGGACAAAAUGGACCAGGCUGACGCCCAAUUUAAUUUUGUACUAAAUCAAUCUCCGAAUAAUAUACCCUCCCUCCUCGGCAAAGCAUGUAUAGCAUUCAACAAGAAAGACUAUAGAGGAGCACUUGCUUUUUAUAAGAAAGCAUUGAGAACAAAUCCAAACUGUCCAGCUGCCGUAAGACUAGGAAUGGGACACUGUUUCAUGAAACUGAACAAUCAGGAGAAGGCGCGUUUAGCAUUUGAAAGAGCUUUGCAACUAGACGGCCAAUGCGUUGGUGCAUUGGUUGGUCUUUCAGUGUUGAAACUCAACCAACAACAGCCUGAUAGUAUCAGAACUGGAGUACAAAUGUUGUCCAAAGCGUACACAAUCGAUUCGACGAAUCCUAUGGUGUUGAACCACUUGGCAAAUCAUUUCUUUUUUAAGAAGGAUUACAACAAAGUGCAACACCUGGCGCUUCACGCGUUUCAUAAUACUGAGAACGAGGCUAUGCGCGCCGAGAGCUGCUAUCAAUUAGCAAGAGCAUUUCAUGUUCAAGGGGAUUACGAUCAAGCCUUUCAAUAUUAUUAUCAGGCGACUCAAUUCGCACCACCAGUUUUCGUAUUGCCUCACUUUGGCUUGGGUCAGAUGUACGUUUAUCGCGGUGACGCAGAAAACGCGGCGCAGUGUUUCGAGAAAGUCUUGAAGGCUCAGCCGGGAAAUUAUGAAACGAUGAAGAUUCUUGGUUCGCUGUACGCGAAUUCGACUUCGCAAUCGAAACGAGAUAUCGCUAAGAACCACCUUUGGAAAGUGACCGAACAAUUCCCAGACGACGUCGAGGCGUGGAUCGAGCUGGCUCAAAUAUUGGAACAAAGUGACCUUAACGCAGCUUUAAACGCUUACGGUACUGCAACUAGGAUUUUGAAGGAGAAAGUUCAGGCUGAUAUUCCGCCAGAGAUUUUAAAUAACGUUGGAGCUCUACAUUAUAGACUUGGAAAUUUAGAGGAAGCUAGAAAAAAUUUGGAAGAAUCUCUGGCACGUUCUAAAGCCGAUGCCUUACACGAUGCUGUAUACUACAACUCGAUCGCUGUUACGACUACGUAUAACUUGGCCCGUUUGAACGAAGCUUUGUGUAUAUUUGAUAAGGCGGAGAAGUUAUACAAAGAUAUUUUAAAGGAACAUCCGAACUACGUAGAUUGUUAUCUACGACUUGGAUGUAUGGCUCGUGAUAAAGGACAAAUUUACGAAGCAUCGGAUUGGUUCAAGGAUGCUUUGAGAAUAAACAUUGAACAUCCGGACGCGUGGUCCCUUUUGGGUAAUCUGCAUUUAGCCAAAAUGCAAUGGGGACCAGGUCAAAAGAAAUUCGAAAGGAUUCUGAAGAACCCAACGACAAGCACCGAUGCCUAUUCGUUGAUCGCCCUAGGCAACAUUUGGUUGCAGACGUUGCACCAAAGUGGAAAGGAUAAGGAUAGAGAGAAGCGACAUCAAGACAGAGCAUUGACCAUGUAUAAACAAGUUUUACGGAACGAUCCGAAGAAUAUUUGGGCGGCGAACGGGAUCGGAGCUGUGUUAGCUCACAAGGGCUGUAUAAACGAAGCGAGGGAUAUUUUCGCUCAGGUUCGAGAGGCAACUGCCGAUUUUUGUGACGUCUGGCUAAACAUUGCUCACAUUUACGUCGAGCAGAAACAAUACGUCAGUGCCAUUCAGAUGUACGAGAACUGUCUUCGGAAAUUUUAUAAAUACCAUCACGUCGAAGUGUUGCAAUACAUUGGGAGAGCUUAUUUCAAAGCUGGCAAAUUGAAAGAAGCAAAGUUGACGUUGUUAAAGGCGAGGAGGGUAGCCCCGCAGGAUACUGUUUUGUUGUACAAUAUCGCGCUUGUGCUCCAACGUUUGGCAACGCAAAUCUUGAAAGAUGAAAAAUCGACUUUGACUACGGUAUUGCAAGCAGUUCACGAAUUGGGACUUUCGCACAAAUACUUCCAAUACUUGUCGGCGCACGGAGAUAGAAUGGAACAACUUGCGGAAACCGAGGCAAGACGAUGCCAAGAUUUGUUAUCGCAGGCGCAGUAUCACGUCGCCAGAGCUAGGAGAUUAGAUGAAGAGGAAAAAAUGCUCAGGAAGAAGCAAGAAGAAGAGAGGCAAGCGUUUAAAAUGCGACAGACGGAAGAGCAACGAAAACUCGAAGAACUGCGGCGUCAGAAAGAGGAAGAGAUGUUGCAGAAACGACAGGAAUAUGUUGAGAAGACGAAGAAUGCUUUGGUGUUCGGUGAAAUGCCUUCUGAGAAAACUGGACGGAAAGGAAAGAGGCCACGCACUGAUCAGUACAUUAGUGACAGCGGUGGUUCUGGCAGAGAAGAAGGUAGAGAAGAACCACCGAGAGAAAAGAAACGCAAGAGGAAAGCGAGUGGUGAACGAAAAGAGAAGAAAGGCAGAAGUAAAGGGAAACGCAGGAAGGACGGUGGAAGUGGAGAAAGUGGUUCAGACAGCGACCGACCCAAACGGAAGCGUGGAAGGAAGAUUAAAACUGGUAGAAAAGAGAAAGCAUCGAGAAAAAGUACAAGUGAGACUUCAAAAGGCAAGAUGCCCUUAUCGAAAGAAACAAUAUCGACGAGUGAAUCUGAUAGUGAUUCAGGAGGCCUCAAGAUCGCCAGCGGUGGUGAAAGCGGUAACGAGGGUCGUGGACGCGGAAGCAGACGAAUUAUGUCAGACUCUGAAGGAUCCCGAGGAUCACGGUCUAGAUCUCGUUCUAGGUCGAAAUCCAGAAGUCGUUCAAGAAGUACCUCUCGUUCGCGUUCACGUUCGCGUUCACGCUCGCGUUCCCAGUCACGAUCCUCUCGCUCGCGGUCUCGUUCUGGUUCAAAAUCAAGGAGUGUAUCGCGAUCAAAAAGCAGGUCGAGAUCGAGAUCUGCUUCAGCGAAAAGUGAAUCGCGAUCGAGAUCGGUCUCUAGGUCAAGAUCAGGAUCAAGAAAGAGUCAAUCACGCUCGCCUAGCGGAUCUAGAAAAAGUGGAUCCCAACCGAGAUCGAGAUCGGGAUCGAGAAAGAGUCAUUCGCCAUCACGAUCCCGUAGUGGAUCAAGACAAAGCGAGGUGCAAACAAGGUCUAGAUCAGGCUCUAGAAAUCAGUCGCGAUCGAGGUCGCGCAGUGGAUCAAGGAAAAGUGGAUCGCAGCCAAGAUCGAGAUCAGGAUCUCCGGCUAGCGCAGGAUCAAGAUCUAGAUCUCCCAGCGGCUCUAGGAAGGCAGCGUCAAGAUCAAGAUCAAGGUCGGGAUCGAGAAGCGGCUCGCAGUCGGACGAGCGUAAAUCAAGAAGCAAGAGUCGUUCGAAAUCUAAGUCUGUCUCAAGAUCACGUUCGGGAUCAAGAUCAAAAAGCGGCUCUCGAAGUCGGAGUCCUAGUGAAUCGGCGCGAUCGGCCACUCCAGAAUCCAGAAAAUCAGUCUCAGGUAGCGAGGUCGGAUCCCGGCAUUCGAGCACGGACCGGGGUGGUGGAAGCGACAGCGAAUAGGUUUAAUAUUCGAAAGUUCACUAUGAACGCGUGCAAACACUUCACUCCAAUUACAGUCACACUUCGUUUUGUAAACUUCGAAUUUACAUAUGAAA